GAAGAAAGCAGCGAAGAGAGUAGUGAUUCAAGUGAUGUUGAUUCAAGUGAAGAGCAGGAGGAUAUCGAUGUCUGGGCAAGAAUUCAACACCAAGCUAUGGAUAGAUAUCAGCAAGAAUAUGAAGUACUGGUUCAGAAAUACAAACAAAAUGGCGAUACCGAUACCGCAGCAGAAAUCAGAGCAAAUAAUGCUUUGCUUCCCUCAUAUAGAAAAGCGCUGAGGGAGGUUCUGUUUGACGAGCUAAAGUGGAUGCAUCUAUUCAAAAGAGAUCCUAUUUAUAAAAAGAUAAUAGAAAAACAGAAAAACCUUAUGGAUAUGGAGAGCUAUGACUGGGAAGAAGCAACCCAAUCAGCCAUUCAUCAAAGAAAGUUUUUGUUGAACAAAUUGUUCACAAAAGAAGAAGUCCCAAAACAAAGCGUAAACGAAAGAUUCCAUCCCUACAGUCGUAAUUUUAGUGGUUUUGAUUGAAGGCUUGCAUUGCCGGAUAACAUGCUAACAAUAGAAAGAGAGAUUUUGAAUAGCGAAGAGCACUUUGACCAGUCAUCAAUGCAAGGAGCAAUAGAGGCCAAGGAAUAUCUCGAGGAACUUUUGAAUUAUCCUGACAAAGGCCUUUUGGAACAUGAAAUAAUCAUCAGUAUCAAUAAUAAACUGCUCCAAAACGAUAAACUGUGUGCUUAUUGCACAAACCAGAGAAUGACCACUUACCAGGGUCAGGAAAUAUGGUACUGCGAUCCAAAGGAUAUUCAGUCUAGAAUGCAAAUUAUAGUGGAUUAUUUUAAUUAUAAAAC
Exaiptasia diaphana is the source of this 788-nucleotide messenger RNA. RefSeq lists its product as uncharacterized. Lineage: Eukaryota; Metazoa; Cnidaria; Anthozoa; Actiniaria; Aiptasiidae. The record is from RefSeq and is a predicted model, not a curated record.